UAUAAUGGUGCCGGUGGCCGCCUGUCCUCCCGGCUCUUUCGCUGAGGAGUGCCACGGGCUGGUGGGACGGCGGGGCUGCAGGGAUCAGAGCUGUUUGCCUUGCAGACUGACAUCCCGGGUGUGACCGUGUUGGGGGGAGUUUGUGGAGGAGCCCUCGGCACCUCCUGGCCGCACAGGCAGACUGCACUCCCCGUCGCUUUGACCGCGACGCUCAGGCCAGUUGAGCGGUGGCAAAGUUAUCGAGAGUCAUGGCCGAGACUAAACCCAACAGCGCCGAGCAGAAGUUCACGGGCGGCAUCAACAAGGAAAUCGACCUGGUGAACCGCGACCCCAACCACAUCAACGAGGACGUGGUCAAGGUGGACUUUGAAGAUGUGAUUGCGGAGCCUGAGGGCACAUACAGCCUGGAUGGCGUGUGGAAAACCAGCUUCACAGUCUUCACCGUCUCCAAAUACUGGUGCUACCGAAUACUCUCCGCUAUCUUUGGUGUCCCUCUAUCACUGAUCUGGGGCUUCUACUUUGCUUGCCUCUCCUUCUGCCACAUUUGGGCUAUUAUGCCUUGUAUCAAGAGCUACUUGAUUGAGAUCCAGUGCAUCAACAGGAUCUUCUCCAUAUGUAUUCACACCUUCUGCGACCCCUUCUACGAAGCCCUGGGGAAAGUAUUCAGCAACAUUCGUGUCAAUUUACACAAGGAAGUUUAGCUGCUCCCGAUGGCUCCAAUCAAUAAAUGCAUUCUGACAGAAGGCCUGUCUGCUAAAUUGCCAGAUUUUAUUCAGAACUUUUGCUUCAUGUAAUUGUACUUCACUUUGACUGUUGAUAUGAUUUAGCUUUAUCUCACUACUGUUUUCCACUUUUGAUUAUUGUGAAGUUCUAAAAAUCUCUGAGAAUUCAUUGAC
Messenger RNA from Amblyraja radiata (thorny skate), 896 nucleotides. RefSeq names its product caveolin 3 (gene cav3). Bases 249 to 701 code for a protein of 150 amino acids. The transcript has 2 exons. Gene Ontology annotation, biological process: cell differentiation; regulation of cytosolic calcium ion concentration; caveola assembly. Gene Ontology annotation, cellular component: caveola; sarcolemma; focal adhesion. Lineage: Eukaryota; Metazoa; Chordata; Chondrichthyes; Rajiformes; Rajidae. The record is from RefSeq and is a predicted model, not a curated record. Gene Ontology annotation, molecular function: transmembrane transporter binding; molecular adaptor activity.